Messenger RNA from Carcharodon carcharias (great white shark), 4755 nucleotides. RefSeq names its product WD repeat domain 82 (gene wdr82). NCBI's taxonomy places the organism in Eukaryota, Metazoa, Chordata, Chondrichthyes, Lamniformes, Lamnidae. The transcript is spliced from 9 exons. The coding region runs from base 268 to 1143 and encodes 291 amino acids. Gene Ontology annotation, cellular component: Set1C/COMPASS complex. Gene Ontology annotation, molecular function: protein binding; chromatin binding. The record is from RefSeq and is a predicted model, not a curated record.
GGCCUGAGAGCCCCGGCCUCGAUUUUCAGAAAGGUCCCCAAUCGGCUCCCCGGGGCCGGCAGGAGGAGGAGGCCAGACCCAUGCACUGGCGAGAAGAGAUUGAAAGGCUGGAAAAUAAUCAGUUGCCUUCUCUUAUUUAGCGAUUUUUAAGAAGAGAACAGUCACACAUUAACAUAAGGGCGGGAAAUAAUGAACUGCAAUAUGAUGUUUGAGGCCCAGGGGUCAAAUAUCACGUUUUCGUUCUUUCAUCUCUUCUGACAUGCAAUAAUGAAAUUUGUUCGCGAUCCUGGAAAGCUCGGGUGUAAAGUGCAGCUUGUGGUUGCAGGAUUCCUUUCCCCAGUACUUCACUCUACAAGCAAGGGACCAAAGAGAACACUGUACAGUAAGAAGUAUGGGGUAGACCUGAUCAGAUACACACAUGCAGCAAACACAGUGGUUUACAGCUCUAACAAAAUCGAUGAUACCAUCCGGUACUUGUCACUUCAUGACAACAAAUACAUUAGAUACUUCCAUGGUCACAGCAAGAGAGUUGUAGCAUUAUGUAUGUCUCCUGUGGAUGACACCUUCAUGUCCAGUUCCUUGGAUAAAACCAUCAGACUGUGGGACCUCAGAUCACCCAAUUGUCAAGGCUUAAUGCAUCUUCAGGGGAGGCCAACAUGUUCUUUUGAUCCUGAGGGACUUAUAUUUGCGGCUGGCGUGAAUUCUGAAAUAAUUAAACUUUAUGAUCUACGGUCAUUCGACAAGGGACCUUUUGCCACUUUUAAGAUGCAGUAUGAGCGGACCUGUGAGUGGACAGGAUUGAAAUUCAGCAAUGAUGGAAAACUGAUGCUGGUGUCUACCAAUGGUGGCAUGGUCAGACUCAUUGAUGCAUUUAAAGGAGCAGUACUGCAAACAUUUGGGGGAUAUAACAACAACAAAGGUAUUAGUUUGGAAGCAUCAUUCACACCAGAUUCUCAGUUUGUGAUGAUAGGAUCGGAGGAUGGUAAAGUUCAUGUGUGGAAUGCGGAAAGUGGGUUAAAGGUGGCUGUUUUGGAUGGGAAACAUACAGGUCCAGUCUCUUGCCUUCAGUUUAAUCCCAAGUUUAUGACGUUUGCCAGUGCAUGCUCUAACAUGGCAUUUUGGUUACCUACAAUUGAUGACUGAAGAAAAAGAAUUGGGAUCAUUUUUAAUGGACUGAGUAAUCAGUAAUGUACUGAAUGCAGAAAGUUGGACGUCCAGGCUUUUCUGGGUCUCUUUCUACAGAGAUUGAUUUGAACUUGAUUACAGGCUGACGAGUCAAAUCUUUAUGCAUGGGCAUCAUCGGCCGUGAUGAUGGUUACAGAUAUUUUCUGUGGAAAUUCUCAUAGAGGAAGUAAAAGUAAAGACGGUCCUUUUUUUGGCCCACCCUUCCUACUCAUCACACGGGCUUCAGAUUUUGGACUCAUCCCUCCAACACAAUUUUUCUCUUGGGCAUGUGCCAAAUCCAUUUGAAACUCUUGUUGACACUGUCAAUUGAAUGUGCUGGGAUUUCUUUUCGGUGGGACCUGGCAAGUUGUCCAAGAAUAUGAACGCAGUGCUAACCAUGAGAUAUUGGGGGCCAGUGUGGCUGUGAUUUCAUUUUAUAUCCCAGCCAGAAAUUAUGCUAGUUACUGGGUUUGUAAAAACUGAAGAUCCAAUUCAGUGGUUUCAUUGUGAUGGAUGUCAACUCUUGAAGAAAGUCUCCUUGAUUUGAUCAAAUGGGUGGCUUUACAAAAGAACUGAGCAAUAAAACUGAAAAUGCUGGAAAACAUUCAGCUGGGCCAGGCAACAACUGUGGAGAGAGAAACAGGCACAUUUCAGGUCACAGACUUUUCUUCAAAACUGUCAUCAACCUGAAACGUUAACUCUGUCUCACUCUAUAGUUUUCCAGAGAUUUCCAGCAUCUGCAUUAUUGUACUUUUGAGAAUUGAGCUGAUUGAUUUACUGUGGUAAUCAAAACCACUUUCUUUCACUUGCUUGAGUCUUGACCAGAAAUAUAUCCCUGUUACUAUAUUGUAUAUUUGUACAGUUCAAAACCUGAUUUCAAUUCAGAACUAAGUUUACUUUCUUCAAAAUGUUCUUGAGAUAUACUUUGUAAAUAUAAUGGGAUGAUUCAGGUUUUUGCAUUUUCUUUCAGUAUUCUGACAAGGUAUCUGAAUUUGCCAAGUUCUGAAAUCACACCAAAUACACUCGCUUGUAGAAUUUGAAAUGUUUCUUUUUGUUUCUGCGCCCCCCCCCCGCCCCGCUCUUUCUCCAUCACCAUUUUGGUAUAAAAUUGUUCUACAAUUUUUAAAAAAAACUCCAGAAAAUGUGUUGUGGUGAGAUGUCUUCUGCAGCUUAGAUUAAGUCCACUUCUAUAGUUUAGGUGUUUUGAUGUGCCAAAGAUACACUUCUGCCACAACCAGUGAAGUAUUGUUUACUAUGCAAAAGCUGAGAAUCCCUAAUUAAAUAGUCGAAACAACCGGUCCCCAAGAAGAUAGAAUUUUUUUUUUAGAUGGAGGUUAAAACAGAAUAAAUUUCAACUUUCAUCUUUUUCAAAGUGCCCCUCCCUGCGAGGCUUUUACUCAUCCAGGAAAAUUUUGAAUGGCCUGAUAAAUAGUGCACUGAAGUUCUGAUGCUGCAGUUGGGAUCAGGAUCUCAAAUAUAAAAUACCAUUCAUAUUUAAUUCUUCUAAGAGUAAAGUGAGUGAGGGAAGAAAAAAGCUUCCCAUUUGGUUAAACCUCUUGGCAAGUUGAUCAAGAAAUGAUGUUGGCAGCUCCACAGAAAUGUUAAUGGGCUGGGGAAUUACAGCUUCCUGAUCGACUGCACAGGAUUUGGUGUGGGUUUUUUUUUGUGUGGGGAUUGGGAAAUGAUCAAUUUAUGAAGAGAAUUGUUUGCGGGGUUAUUUACAAAAUACAAUUUUACCUCCAGUAAUUAUAAAAAAAGAUGCAACAUUUACUAUUCCCCUUCACAAGCAUAGAUGCUGCACCUAAAUUAUUCCUGUUGUUUUCAAAUUACACUAUCAAUUUUCAAUUUCUCAGUUUCAAGUGAGCGCCUCAAUAUUGACCAUUGGUCCUGAUGGAAACCUAUAGUAAAGAAUUAGACUUUUAGGUGCAAAAAUCACCACCUGUCCUUUGUGGAGUGAGCUUUUAUUUUGAGAGUUAUGGACUGUAACACAAUCUUGUGUCUAGCAUAGAAUCGUGUUGACAAAGUUCUUGAACAUAACACUUGAGUUGUGAUGUUUCCUGAGCACACAUAAAUACAGAAAUUCUGUCCAGGCAGAAAAGAAAUAUUGUGGACAGGGUAUAUUUAAAAGAAACCAGUAAUUUGUGAAGUCUGGAGAUAUUUUUCAUUUAUCAAAGUAAUUCAUGGAUAGUUAGUACUUCAGGAUACACCUGAAACACUAACCUGCUGCUCACCCAACUGUGCUUUACCACUGUUCAGUUUUCCAGCAUUUGCGAGAUUCUUUUUAACUUUGCUUCUUUGUGGGUAGAUGUUCUGCUGAUGUGAUGUAGUGAAAUUGACUUUUUCUUUUGUGCAUCCUUGGUUUCUUCAAAAAUUUUAAGUUAUGCUUUAUUCAGUAGUUUAUGGACUUUUUUAUGUUUAAAGAAAUAACAGUCUGCCUUCUCUUCCCUAUCUCCUCCAAGACACAGUAAAGCACAAAUGGCUUUAGGCAAAGCUAGCUGAACCACAGCCUUGACCAACAAGCAAGUGCAUACUAUGCAAUUGCUCUAAGUUAAAUAUUAUACCAAUAGUAUUGAAAUUCAUGUUGGUCUGGGCAGCUGAGGCAGAUAUAGAAUCUACAAAGAUAUUUAGAAAAUAUCUUCCUGACUUGACUCCUGAGAACAUUCUGACACGUAUUCUGCUCGCAAACUGCAGCAUCCGCUAUUGAGCUUUUGGGUCACACAAUAGCCAGAGUGGCAGUUAAUCAUGUACAACAUCAUGACCAUAACCCCUGAAAUAGAUUAGGAAUCUCUUAUGGAACAUUCUUUAUAUCAUUAAUAUUAAAUAAUUGAGGCAUAUCAUGUAAGUUCUAAUGUGCAGCUGUCCUUGGGGCUCAGCGCUGCCUGAAAAGCAGGAUUUGAUUUCUGGCACAUUAAAUAUAUUUCACAUGUCCUUGCAAUAAAUUAUAUUUAAUGUAUAUAGUACCUAUAGUAAUUAAAUGAAGGUCAGUGUUAAUGUGUGAUAUUUAAUCUCGGGUCAUUUCAGAGCUAAUUGUAUCUCCAUAAAUACUGUACCCAGAAAGCUUCUAUAGUUUACUUUCAGUAGCAGCCUUAUUAUUUUGUAUACCUGUGGUAUAUUUAACAUUUUAUAUGAUUCCAUAUGAACAACAGUGUAUAUUUUUUAAGGAACAAAGACCAGGCAGCAGUGCAUUGUGCCAUUGAGAAUGUGAGGAUGUAGUUUUGUGUUGGUAAAGGAUCUGGUGCUUCUCCAUAUGCGUCAAAGAAAUAUUGGCAGACAUAUCUUCCUCGCAUCUUCCUGUCAAGUUCUUGGCAUUGGGUCUCUUUCCACACUCGGCUCUGAGAGUAUCUACCAGAGGGGAGAUUCAAAGAGAGGCAAAGCCUUUUAAUUUUUUUUAAACGUGAGAUUUUUAAACUGACUCUUGUAACUUGUUCUUGAAUAUGGUGAAGAUGUCCUUUGUUAACUAUAAAAAGCUGUUGUAUUGCAAAAUUUUGUAUAGAGCUGUUGCGUAUUGCUCGUGUAUAGGUGAGAAAAGACUUGCUUGGAAAUUCUCUGUAAGCUGUGGUAAAAUUAAAUUGUUGACAUUUAUUUCAUAAA